AUAUGUAAUACAAAAUUUCUAAAAUCAAUAAAACACAACAAUACAUCGAUUAAAGAUAAUAUGAGCUUUAGAGCUCACGUCAAACGCAAUUUGUCUUCGUCAGCGGCAGCGAGUACACUCUUUCAAUCCGAUUUGAUCUAUGUCACGGCCAAACAUGAGCCAACGAGCAAUUUCGUUAUAUCGCCAGUAGCCAUUCGCUCGCUACUGACCAUAAUCAGCAUCUCUGUCAUACGCGAGCCGCAUCGCGAACUGCUCGCGGCGAUGGGUUUGAAGAGCUCUCAUCAGGGCAUACAAGAGUUCAAAGCCUGUCGCAAUGCCAACAAGGACGAGUUUGUCUUCACCCAGCACAAUGCCAUCUAUGUGGAUAACCGUUUUGAGAUCGAUAUGGCAUUCCGCGUUACCUGCUUGGAACAAUUUCAAACUCGACCGGAGAAUAUCAACUUUGAGCUGCUGGAAGGCAUCACCCAUCACAUUAACACCUGGAUUAAUGAACAGACGGAAGACCAAAUAAGUACACGCAUUGCAGCUGACACAAUGGACGUACUGCAGCAUAACUUGCUCAUAAGCAUUGGCCGUUUCGAGAGCAAAUGGCGAAAGGCAUUCCCGAAGAAAUUUCUAACUAAAAGCGAUUUCUGGUUAACGCCAACCGAGAAGGUGGAGGUGCCCAUGAUGCACGACUACUGCGAAUUACCAUUCGGCGAGCUGGACGAGUUGAAGGCCACGGCACUUGUAUUACCUUACCGUAAUUUAAAUGUGAAGCUUAUCAUACUCAUACCUAAGGAGAUUGACGGUUUGCCGAAACUGGAAGAGCACCUGAAGCUGCAACGCGUCGAUAUUACCGUCUUGCCGUCGUUGUUAAAGGUGAAAAACGUGAAAUUGGGUAUGCCACGUGUCAAACUGGAGUCGAAUCUGCUCAUAAAUGAGAUAUUAAAGGAGCUUGGCAUAAAUGCGAUAUUCAACGAUUGUAUCGACUUUACACGCCUUCUAACGGCCUUCAACAUAACGAAGAUAUCGCAAAUAAGGCAUAUAGCCGCUAUUGAAAUCAACGACGAUGGCACCGGCGCAUCAUCCUCGAAAGUGUCGUUUCUACUGACCGAAAUCGAAAAGUGCACCGAAUUUGACAUCAAUCGGCCAUUCUUCUACGCUGUUAUGGACAACGAGCGCAUCUACUUUGGCGGCCAUAUUACGAACACGAAUAAUUUCAUAGGCAUGUAA
Molecule: messenger RNA, 1215 nt
Organism: Bactrocera tryoni
Lineage: Eukaryota; Metazoa; Arthropoda; Insecta; Diptera; Tephritidae
Product: antitrypsin-like
Exons: 4
Coding region: 61-1215 (384 amino acids)
Molecular function (GO): serine-type endopeptidase inhibitor activity
Source: RefSeq, a predicted model, not a curated record